CCUCUCUUUGUUUACUAACGAUAUGCAAAAGGCCUCCUUAUCCUUCCAACCCAUUCAUCAGGUGUAAUAAUAUUUAUUUUAUUUUUUACUGGCAAAGAAGGUUGAAAUUUCGACAUUUCUUUCUUUCUACAAGCCGUGUAACACUUGACGAUUUUCGAAUUUUGAAGCAGAUUUUCAAGCCUUGGAUUGUGGAAUUUAUGUAGCAUGCUUUUUAAUUGAGCUUUAUAAAGCCAAGGACUUUAGGACUGUGUGUAAACAAAAAAAAAAAGACUUUUUCUAAAAAUAAAAAAAAAACACAUUUUAUUUAUCAAUUUCUUCCCUUGGUUGUCCUUCCAAUGUCUGAUGACCCAAAAACAAAUUCCAAUAAACACCAAUUCUUGAACGAAUUAGCAGACAAAGCCUCUGGACAAAAUAAUUUAUCGAAUAAGAAAAAUAACCUUUUACGCAAUGCUUCUCUUUCUCCCUCAGAAUCCAACAAAAUCGAUACCAUAAAACAUACACUCUCGGAAUUGCCGAGAGAAGGAAUACUUUUCGUUUACCGUUAUAUAGAAACUCUAUUAUUCAAAGACUUUACUGACUUCUUUCCCGAGGAAAUCGUUUUACGCAUCUUUACCUGUCUUGAUCAAAAUGAUCUUUGCAAAUGCAAGACCUUGUCCAAGAGAUGGAAAAGGCUACUGGAAGACCCUAGUCUAUGGAAAACCCUCUAUCAACAAAAAGGUUGGCAUUUGAACCCAGAGGUUUCACAAGAGUUUCAAGAGUGCAUGCGCAUGAAAACUUAUUCUUUUUCUGAAGAGGGAUUCAUACGUAUUGAUCAACACUUUCUAGGUCCCAACGGGACUAUCUUUCACGAUCAACAGUGUGUAUACGAUUCGCAAAAUCGUCCUCUUCUCAAUUGGGCUCAUAUAUACAAAGAACGUGCUCGUUUGGAAUCGAAUUGGCGCCACGGUAAUUUUGUUCUAUACCAACUGCAAGCCCCAACUCGACUAGGGAGGCUUUCUCGUAUUUCAACGGACAGCGUAUAUUGUGUGCAGUACGAUGAUGAUUACGUCGUUAGUGGAUCAAAAGACAGAUUGAUUAGUGUCUGGGACAUCCAUACUGGUGCCUUGUUGUAUACUCUUCACGGUCAUUUGGGCAGUGUUUUGUGUUUGCAAAUUGAUCGACAUCGCGACCUCAUCGUCUCUGGCUCUUCCGACACUUCCAUUUUGGUAUGGAGUUGGCAAAGAAGAUGUCCUAUUAAAUCUUUGACUGGACACACAGACAAUGUUUUAGGUGUCAUUGUUUCUGGUAAGUACAUCGUCUCCUGUUCUCGUGAUCAUACAGCUCGUGUAUGGAAGCUGGAUACAUUACCCGGAGAAAAUCCCUGCAUACAUGUCUUGAGAGGACAUCUUGCUUCUGUAAAUUCCGUUCAAUAUGACGAGGCCUCCGGUGUUAUCGUAACGGCCAGCGGUGAUCGUACUCUAAGAUUGUGGGACAUUUAUAGCGGACAGUGCUUAAAAGUUAUAUAUGCACAUCAGCGUGGCAUUGCUUGUAGCCAGUAUAACGGAAAGUAUAUAGUUUCAGGAUCCUCGGAUACAACAGUUCGUAUCUUCGAAGCCGCGUCCGGAAAGCUACUUCGCAUACUUCAGGGUCAUGAGGAUCUCAUUAGAACUUUACAGUUUGACAAUGAAAAAGUUGUUUCUGGUGGCUACGACGGGACCAUACGGGUAUGGAAUUUUGAAACCGGUGAAUUGUACUGCGUCCUACAAAAUGACCGAAGAUCCAGAGUUUUUGGCUUACAAUGCGAUCAUCGGCGUAUUAUAGCAUGCACUCAUAAUAGCGAGAUUUUUGUUUGGAGGUUCGAUUACGGGAUUGACUGUACCUUUUUUUAAUUCCCAAAAUCGUAGACUUUUAGUAUGGUUCUCAUUUUUGGAUUAUUAUGGUAAUCUUCUUCUUCUUAUAUAUUAAAUUCUCAUGUACAAUAGAUAAUAAUCUUUAAUC
Molecule: messenger RNA, 1977 nt
Organism: Schizosaccharomyces octosporus yFS286
Lineage: Eukaryota; Fungi; Ascomycota; Schizosaccharomycetes; Schizosaccharomycetales; Schizosaccharomycetaceae
Product: F-box protein Pof11
Exons: 3
Coding region: 336-1868 (510 amino acids)
Molecular function (GO): protein binding
Source: RefSeq, a predicted model, not a curated record